CGUCAACAGUUGUUUCUAAUCAUUAUUCGGUUACCUUUAUCACCUUACUACCUUACCGGACUCCAAAAUAUAUCAAAAAAGAAAAAAAAAACAAAUAUCGCAAAUUAUAGUACAUAUUGCAUAUUCCAAUUAUUUCAAUAAAAGCUGGCAUGGGGAAUAAUUGCUGGAUUCGUUUUCAAACAUUGUGGGAACAAUGAUUACGAUUAUAUGAAGUAAAAUAUGAUGUUGAAGUUUUGCUGUGCAAAGAAAACAACGGUUAAGCAGGCAGAGUAACAAACAAAAACAACAACAAUAAAUAAAAUACACAAUAGCUUUUAUAAGUUAAUGAGUAAUACAACAAUUCGGCUAACAAAUACCCUAAGACGAGGAAGGUGCAAAAAAAUAAAAGAUACCUGAAUAGCCAUUUGCUAACAUAUGUUUAUACCCGAGCGAGUUGCGAGUUGGCUCUUUUUCCAUAGUCGAGAAAUUCUUGAAGACAACUGUUGGUGGUAGUAAGGCGAAAUAUGGGACAGACACGCUACGAAUCGCACAAAUAUGCCCGCCUUAAUGGGUUGGAAGCGUCAACAAGGACGUACAAUGAUGAUGACCAGGAGGAAAUUGUUUUGAAUGACGAGGGGGACAGGGUCAGGUUCGGACUGGAGAGUGACGAAGAUGUAGACCAGCAAACACAAGACAAUGGUUAUUUGACAACGCGCGGUAGCUCCUUGACAAACUCCUCUACGACAGCAACAUUAAAAGAUCGCCUCAACGAUUCUCGCUUGAUGCAGAUGGCUAUUUGUUCCUUGGCGACCAUAUUACUUUAUUUAUUUUUGUCCAUAUGUCUGACAUUUUAUCAAAAAGCUUUAAUUAGGGAACUUAAAUUUCCGUUAAGUAUUGUAACUUACCAUUUGGUGGUGAAGCUACUUAUAGCGUGCUUCAUACGUGCCAUUUACAAAUGCGUUGUUGGGAAGUCCAGAAUUCAACUGGAUUUUCGGACAUCUGUUCGGAAGAUGGGUCCCACCGGUUUAGCGAGCGGCAUUGAUAUUGGGUUUUCAAACUGGGGAUUGGAAUUGGUACCGAUUUCAUUGUACACAAUGACCAAGUCUUCAACCAUUGUGUUCAUAUUAAUAUUUGCCAUACUGUUGGGAUUGGAAAAGAAGAGUUGGUCACUGGUUUUUAUUGUUUCGCUGAUAUCGUUGGGCCUCUUUAUGUUUACCUACAAAUCAACGCAAUUCCAUACGUUGGGAUUUAUAUUUAUUUUAGUAGCCUCCCUCAGUGGCGGUGUACGAUGGAGUUUAGCCCAAUUUCUAAUGCAAAAGUCUAAGCUUGGCCUGCACAAUCCAAUAGAUAUGAUUUAUCACAUGCAACCGUGGAUGAUAUUAGCUCUUUUGCCAUUUGUGAUCAUUUUUGAAGGCAAGCCUUUCUUUGGAGUCAUGGAUAAAUUGAGUGAAUUUCCCGGCACGGAAAUAAAUAUGGUUAUUUUGAAAAUAACAUUCGGUGCAGCAAUGGCUUUCUGUAUGGAAGUUGCAGAAUUUUUGGUAUUGGUUAAAACUUCCAGUUUAACACUAUCGAUAGCUGGCAUUUUCAAGGAUAUAUUCCAACUAGCCUUGGCCGUCGCAUACAAUGGAGACGAGCUGACUUUGGUCAACUGCUUGGGCCUUAUAGUAUGUCUAGCGGGUAUAUCAUGCCAUAUUCUACACAAAUAUUCGAUGCUUACAAGAAAUGAAUUAAAUUUGUCAGCGGGUGAAGACGAUGAUUCUUUUGACUUGCAGUGCAGCGACGGCACGGGAAGUGUUGCAUUUUCAGCUGGCCAUAGCAACGUUGCACACACAAGUGGUAUCAUUAAUUCGGAUUUUAAUGAAGGUGGAAAGAAGCAUUCUUCACUAACUGUUCCACUUUUGGAGGAAACGGAUUCCGACGACGAUGCACAUGGCUCGCCGAAUAAAGAUAAUUCCUCAGAUGUCAUAUUCGAUAUACUAAAACGGAGAGAUAAUCAACGGUGAACAUAUAGUAAAAAUUCAGAUUGCUGACAUUGUUGUUAAAGUACCAUUCCAAAAAUAUUUUUUUAAGCUGUAGAUAGAAUUUGAAAUCUAAUGCAUACGUAUUUUCAUUUGAUUAAGAAAUUCUUACACAAGACAGCCCCAAUUAUUAAUUAAAAUUGUUGUUAAGAGUAUUUUUAUACAUGUUACAUUUUCCUUCAAAACGUAAAAUGAUAAGAUUAACAACCCCUGUAUAGCCGUAUCUCAAGGAAAAUCCAGGCGUUAGUCUUCUCUUGCUGGCAAAAGUUUUGGUUGCACGCAAUCCAUGGAUGCGGAAAAACGGCUCAGAAAAAUUAAAUGCGUUUUUUUAAACCUAACUUUGAAGGCUUAUAGCAAUCAAACCUUUUGGUAGCAAGAGAAGAAAAACGCAUGAGGUUGCCCCCGGAAAACCAUGUUAAAUGGGCCUUGAUGAAACAUAUGGGGUAAGCUCAAAAGACUUAAAUGUGUAUUUUCGUUUUUUUUUACUUACAAUUGAAUGUGAAUAUUUUUUUAAAACUUUAAGGCAAUCUUUAAGAUAUGAUACAGAAUAUAUAUUUCCAAGUUUAUUUAAAUUUGCUAGCAAUUGUUUUUGCAACAAAAAUUGUGAAAAAUAUAUUCAAAGUUUAAAAAGUUUCCUGAAACUAAGGUGGAAUUGCAUAACAGCAUUUUUGUUGAAACAAUAAUUCGAAUUCGGCUCCGGCAGUUCUGUACUCUCCCGACGUUUAUGCGCGUUCAUCUUUAGGCUAUACUUUAUCAAGGGAAUUGUUCUGAAAAAAUAAUCAUUGAAUACAUGAUGCUAAAUACUUCGUAUCUCCAGCUGUUACAUAGUGAUGUUCCUUAAGCAGAGACUUUUAUUUAUUUUUCUUUUGCCCUUUUUUAAAAGUGCCAAUAGUAAGCAUUUCUACCUUUUGUAGUUUUGUACUGAAUAUUCUGUGCAAGAAUUAAUGGUGCUUAUCUUGUACCGAUAUAAUAAUUUGUAAUGCGUUUAUUAAAAAAAUUGUAUUAUUUUUAUCUAAACUUGCCCAAGUGCAUGUGAGAAUUGUUUAUUUUUUUUUUUCUUGUUAAUAAUUUAAUGUUCGAUCUGUAAAAACUCUGUGUAAUUGAUGUAUUUUAAAUAAUAAAUGAUAAAUAGUUAUAGAAUAUAAA
Molecule: messenger RNA, 3143 nt
Organism: Musca domestica (house fly)
Lineage: Eukaryota; Metazoa; Arthropoda; Insecta; Diptera; Muscidae
Product: solute carrier family 35 member C2
Exons: 5
Coding region: 504-1982 (492 amino acids)
Biological process (GO): UDP-glucose transmembrane transport
Cellular component (GO): endoplasmic reticulum-Golgi intermediate compartment; cis-Golgi network; Golgi apparatus
Molecular function (GO): antiporter activity
Source: RefSeq, a predicted model, not a curated record